ACAUUCUCUUCUUCCAAUGCCUUACUGUUCUACCAACCUCUAUUGUCCAGUUUCAACACAAAGCAAAAAAAGAAAAAAAGUAACAACACAAGUAAUAGAUAAGCAUCCGGCGAAAUCAGCCUUAAAAAAUCUCUCACUCAUAUGGCACCUUCUUCUAUAUAUCCUUGCAAAACACUUCUUUGCACAGAUAGGAGCUAGCAAUGUAGUCAGUAGUAUAGAGCUCCAUCACAGGACAAAAAGUGUUAUACAAAAAAAUUUAGUAGUUUUUUUCGGAACCUGCGUAGAUAGAAUCCUGCGCGUCAGAAAUCCCUGCAGAGGCAACAGCAGCAACACAGAGAGGAGACAUAUUAUAACAACGGCACAGCCACAAACCAAUUUCCACACAAAAAUAUAAAGCAACUCUGGAAAAAGGAGCCUAGCUAUCGGCAGCAGGUCCCUGAAAAAAACAGUUUCACUCUCUCAUUCGAUGGGUGAACAAAUUAUUUAGUGGCUAGCAGCAGUAGCAGCAGCAAGCGAUUAAAACAAACAAAAAAAAAAUACAACAAAAAAAAUCAUUCUGAAUUAUUCCUAAAAAUUUUCGAAAAUUCAGUGCGGGCGUGUGGAAAAAUUUAAAAUCGUUCAAAUCGAUCAAAAACCGGGAAAAAAAUUAAUAAGAAAAAUCCUUUCAAUUUUCUUCGAAAUUUUUCUAGAGUUUUUGAGAUAUCGUUUUUUUUUCAGAAUUUUUUUUUUUUUGUAUAAACUUGGCAUUCAAUUGAUUUUUGUCGGUUGAGGUCAAAAGUAAAUUUUUUUUCCAUCUUCAUAUAAAUUUUGUGUGCGCUCGGGGCAGACACCACCAAAAAAAAAAAAAGUUGUGCCAGUGACAAAGAAAAAUCUUCAUCAUUACCAUCAUUAUCAUCGUCUAGAGAUCCUCGAAAAAAGUAUCUCUCCUCAGCAAAAAACAACAAAUUAAUUAGCAAACAAAAAAAUAAUAAAUAAAUAAAAAAAAAAAAAAUAAAAUGGCAUGGGGAUAUUGGAGUGCAACCACAGUUGACCGUGGAAGAUCGCCACGUCGUAAUACACAAUGUACACCGUUGCCGGUGAAUAUAGUGCCCCAGGAGGAGGCCCAACCACAGCCUGCUGCACCGGUAUGUUAUAGUCCUACAUGUCGGUCGCGCUGCAGUAGUCCGUGUGGCGGUAGUCCAUGUCCUGGGAGUCCUUGCGGUUCGAUGAGUCCACCACCGCCGCCGCCGCAACAUUUGAAUAAGAAUUGCCCGCAAGCUGCAGCAAUAGCAGCAUCCCAGCAGAUAUUGACUUUGGAUGAUUAUCCGUCACGAAGACAGUCCUUGGAUCGAUUGGAUAGUCCGCAGUCCAAAUAUUUCGGCCUGCAGGCAAAUCAGCUUUCAGAUAUUUUAUGUCGUGGCGCCACAGUUUCAUCUAUACAAUCGGCAAACAACACACUCACCCGUGGCGUAUCGUUACGUAGCGGAGGUGGUGGCCCAGGAGGUGGUGGAAGUCAAGGUGGAGGAGUAGGAGGCGGCAGCGGUUCCGUUGGCUGUCUACAGGGCAGUGGAAGUGUAGGAAUGCUGCCCGGAGCAAUCGAUACCGGUGACUAUGAUGUGCCACAUCCACAUCCCUAUACACACCACUACAUGCAAACGUCAUCCAUAACUCCUCCGCACUCGGCCAUGAGUUUGAUUGGUUCACGCCCGGGCUCGGCCGGACCAUGUCCCGGUCAUGACUCUGGAUCAGAUUCCAGUGCUGGUGGUGGCUCGGUAAUGGGUGGAAAUAUUUCGGCACAAAUUGGCGGCGGAAGUGGCAGUUUGGGGCGCUGUUCGAGUCGUUGCAAUGCCGAUGAUUCAGGUGGUGGCAGUGGCGGGGGUGCUGGCAGCACCUGCAGUGGCCAUAAUGGAGGUCGAAGCAGUGUUCUCGGAACUAUACACAAUGGGCAUCAUCAGUAUCACCAUGAGUGCAUCCAUUACGAGAGAUUACCAAUUCCGGUGCCUAUACCAACGGUGCCAGUGUCACAGAUGCAUUCUGAGGAAGAAAUUGAACCGGCUUAUGCAACAGUUUUUCCAAAUGUUCCAUCAGCGCCAGGAAUGUCAUGCGUUGGUGAAGACCGAAGCAUCUACAGACGAGGAGCUAGAAGAUGGCGUAAACUAUAUCGCAUCAAUGGACAUAUUUUCCAAGCCAAACGCUUCAAUAGACGCGCAUUCUGUGCCUAUUGCCAAGAUCGCAUCUGGGGUCUUGGACGUCAAGGCUUCAAGUGCAUUCAAUGUAAAUUGCUUGUUCACAAGAAAUGCCACAAACUGGUACAGAAACACUGUACCAAUGAGCACGUAGAACCAUUGGUCAAAGAACGCGACGACUUAAAUGCCGAUGCUGGUCUACCUGAGGUAUUACCACCAAUACCCGAUUAUCCGCCAGCCGUACUACCCGAUCCGUGUGACUCAGUGGCCGUAGAAGCCGUCCAAAAUAUGGAGGAACAACUUGAGCCGGGCACCCAAAGGCAAUACUCACUCAAUGAUUUCGAAUUGAUUCGAGUCAUCGGACGUGGCAGCUAUGCCAAAGUGCUAAUGGUCGAGUUGAAAAAGACACGACGCAUCUAUGCAAUGAAAGUGAUCAAAAAAGCAUUGGUCACCGACGACGAAGACAUUGAUUGGGUGCAAACGGAGAAGCAUGUCUUUGAGACAGCAUCAAAUCAUCCAUUUUUAGUUGGUCUGCAUUCAUGUUUCCAGACUCCGUCACGUUUGUUCUUUGUUAUUGAGUUUGUUCGUGGUGGCGAUUUGAUGUUCCACAUGCAACGGCAACGACGGUUGCCCGAAGAACAUGCUAGAUUUUAUGCGGCUGAGAUUAGUUUGGCAUUGAAUUUCCUCCAUGAGAAGGGAAUUAUCUAUCGUGAUUUGAAGCUUGAUAAUGUGCUGCUCGAUCAUGAGGGUCAUAUUAAGCUAACUGACUAUGGCAUGUGCAAGGAGGGCAUACGGCCUGGUGACACAACAUCCACAUUCUGUGGAACGCCAAACUAUAUUGCUCCAGAGAUACUGAGAGGCGAGGAUUAUGGAUUCUCUGUCGAUUGGUGGGCGCUGGGAGUGUUGCUCUAUGAAAUGCUAGCCGGACGCAGUCCGUUUGACAUUGCUGGCGCUUCUGAGAAUCCCGAUCAAAACACAGAAGACUACCUAUUUCAAGUUAUAUUGGAAAAAACCAUUCGUAUACCACGUUCGUUAAGUGUGAAGGCCGCAUCGGUUCUUAAAGGUUUCCUGAAUAAAAAUCCAGCCGAUCGUCUUGGCUGUCAUCGUGAAUCGGCCUUCAUGGAUAUUGUCAAUCAUCCAUUCUUUAAGAGUAUUGACUGGGAAAUGAUUGCACAAAAGGAAGUUCAACCGCCUUUCAUACCGACAUUUGAUCCUGGCGAUCCGGACAUGUCAACGAAUUUUGACCCUCAAUUUACCAGAGAACCGGCUGAAUUGACGCCAGAGGAUCCUCGUGUUAUUGAGAAAAUCGAUCAAACUGAAUUCGAAGGAUUUGAAUAUGUGAAUCCAUUACUAAUGUCCCUAGAAGAUUGCGUUUGACAUCACGCAUCAUGUGAGCUACAUCCAUAUAAUUUACGGUUAUACGGAGAGGACUCCAGUGACUAUGAUUCCGUUGCUGAUGAUCUAAGUAUUCUUCAAUUACCUCCUCCAACCUCUAAUAAUAAUAAUAAUCUAAAUAGUCAUAAUAAUUCAAAUAAUAAUAGUAAUAAUAAUAAAAGUCUACUUCAGCACAUGUUUUGCCUUCCAUUAAAUUAAGUGAGAAUAAAUGAAAAAAAAUGAAACAAGAUAGAAUGAAACAUAAAAAAAAAAAUUGUGAAACACAAAAAAAUGCAAUUAUCUUAUAUAUUUACAUAACAAAAUUAAUUAUAUAUAUUUAUUGAAAAUGACGAAAUAAAAAAAAAACAACAACCAACAACAAAAAAAAAAAAAACUAUAGAAA
Episyrphus balteatus (marmalade hoverfly) is the source of this 3942-nucleotide messenger RNA. RefSeq names its product atypical protein kinase C (gene aPKC). The coding region runs from base 996 to 3542 and encodes 848 amino acids. The transcript is spliced from 10 exons. Lineage: Eukaryota; Metazoa; Arthropoda; Insecta; Diptera; Syrphidae. Gene Ontology annotation, biological process: establishment or maintenance of cell polarity; protein phosphorylation. Gene Ontology annotation, molecular function: protein binding; ATP binding; protein serine/threonine kinase activity. The record is from RefSeq and is a predicted model, not a curated record.